AUGAAAGUGGUCGUUUUGUCGCUGCGUUUCGCUAAAAACCGCAAACGAGCAGAGGAAUUAUACACACAGUUUAUCGAUAAUAUCAGAGGGCAGGUAAAGUAUCUAAGCGAUUGGGAUUACACUUCAGCUAUCCAGAACAUCAGACAGUUUGAAGUGCCACUUUAUAACAGAGGAUUAAUAUGUUACAGAAAAGGCUUUUUCAAGGAUGUGGAGAGUGACUUUCGAAGAGCCCUAGAGCUGAAACAUAAUUUUAAAGAUGCUAAAAAAAGUUUACGUCAGACUUUUGGACAGUGA
Xyrauchen texanus (razorback sucker) is the source of this 294-nucleotide messenger RNA. Its product is annotated as tetratricopeptide repeat protein 32-like. Gene Ontology annotation, molecular function: protein binding. The record is from RefSeq and is a predicted model, not a curated record. The transcript has 4 exons. Bases 1 to 294 code for a protein of 97 amino acids. Lineage: Eukaryota; Metazoa; Chordata; Actinopteri; Cypriniformes; Catostomidae.